AUUGAUGUGCACUCCCCACGAGACUACACAACGGUAUUGGGCAUUUCCCUGAACAGAGCACAAAAUUUGGGUUUCAUGUUCCUUUACCUACCACAGCGGGUAUGGUAAAAUAUUUAUUAUUUCUUGAAUUUAUAGAAAUUAUGGAGGAUAAAUAAUACUUUUGGUUAUAUUAAAUUGCCGGGAAAACGGUCCAAGAAAAGUUGCGGUGAAAAACAAAUCGAAACUUUAUUUUCCCAGAACUUUGUCGCAUGGAUUGGAGCUGGAUGCAUGCAGUGAAUUGAUCGGAGUUUAUUACCUAUCUAGUGAAUUCACAGUGAAUUAAAUAUUUACCUAUGUGAUAACUGAUCAAAUGAAAUCUGUCUGUCAAAAUAGUUCAGUGAUAAGUGAAUGCGCGCGUCUUCUCGGCGGAUUGUUUACGAAAAUUUUAACUUAAACCUGGCAGUUAAGACGUUCAGAAUGUAGAUCAGAGUCGCAAUGUGUUUUAAUAUAAUAGCAGACGAGGCGCCCUAACACUUCAACUGGAGAGCACCAACUUCGCAAUCAUGACGGAAACUACGAUGGUCAAGGUAAAGACCGAGCGUCCCGAUGAGGCCGAGAUCCGAGAAUUGGCCGCCAAAAUGGUGGAGGCCAACAAGGCGAAGGCCCUAGCAGCGUCGGUGGCCGCGGCCAGGCCGCCUCUCGUGGGCGGGCCCGCCCCCGGUCCCGGCGGACAGAUGGCUAUUGUCAACUUUCUGGCGCGGAAACCAGGAGUUCCCACGCCUGCGGAGCAACGACCCCCGCCCGAUCCUGACAAGAAGACUCCUGCACCAGAUGAAGCAAGUUGGAAGGGCCAUUUCGGCUGGGAUAUGCUCGGCAAAUGUCACAUUCCCUACAUCUACCGGUCAGGUGAAAAAUAUGUCGCCGUCCGGAUGGUGGAAAUAAAGCUACUUAACAAGUACCUGAACUAUCUACAUGCAGAUAUAUACUCCUGCACAUGUAUCAGGAGUUACUACAUCACAGAGAUUGAAGCCAGGCUUCUCAAUGAGAUCAAUAAUAGGCAUUGUGAUGGUCAGUUUGGCCGGGAUCCAUUCACACAAAAGGACUUAGUUGUGCGGUUAUCGGACGCUUAUGAAUUUUAUAAUUUCUUAGAUGUAUGUUAUAAUAAACUAUUACGUGGCACCACAAAUGCAAAGGACAAAUGUGGAUUCAUUCGUAUUAAUAAGGAAUCAGUGGUACCAUAUACGGUACGAGACAAUCAGAAAUUUGUUCCCCUAUUUUAUUUUGAAGGUGAAACGGACAACUUGAAGUUGAAAGCAGACCAGUUGAAAGGGUGGGAUUUGUCAUAUCUAAAGUUCUGUUGUAAAGUACAAGGGAUUAGAAAUGAAUUAUUUGCCAGUGAAACAUGUUCAGUGAUCAGUUUAUCAGACAUUAAAAGUUACUUUCCACCCGGAACCGAAUUUGAAGAGUACUGGCCGAACAAGGUGGUGGAUUCACAACUUCUCAUAGCUGCUAAAGGGUCUGUAUCAGGCGGCGGACAAUGGACAAGAGCGCCGCCCGCGCCGCCACCGGGCGUGAUGAGUGGCGUGGCGGCGGGCGUCAACAUGGGCGGGUCGACGCGCGGCCGCCGGCCCGCCGCCACGCGCCACUCGCCCGCCUCCGCCGCCAUGCAGAUGCCGCACGCCAACAUCUCCGCCGCGGCUGUGCAAGCCUUGGCCAAUAGCUGGAGUCUGCCCGGCACACUAACGCAGGCGCAGACGCAGCAAGUGCUUAGGCUCGCGCAGGCGCAAGUGGCGGCACAAGCGCAGGCGGCGGCACGCUACAACAUCGCAGCGGCGGCCGCGGCUCUGCCUCAGCAUCGAUCGCAACACCAGCGAAAUGUACAGUUUCCCAACAGUGCAAUAACAAUGGCGAUGGGGCAGCAGCCACCGCCCCCUCUCGUGAGGAGCUCGGCGAACACCACAACUAUGAAUGUGCCUCCUCAAGUGACUGGAUCAAUGAAUGGCCACUCAACCUCUCACAGCGCGGACAGCCGCAAGCGGCUCACACCCAUACCAGACAUAACCAUUACUGGCAACCAUACGCCGUAUAAGGUCCAAAAAGCCCUGGUGGAGAACACGAUGGUGCCGUGCAUCAACGCCAAACCUUACCAGUACACGGAGUUGCUGAUGACGCUGCCGGACCUGGCCAGCCACUUUUUCCCGCGCGUUUCGCUCAGCACCUGCCGCGCCAUGCUGGACGCGCUGGGGCUGACGCUCUACAAGCCUAACUCUACCCAGCUACAAGUGCUCCGCAACUCCGGCAAGUGCAAAUCAGCGGCGGCCGGCGAGAACGGCAUGGCGCUGGUGCAGAUUCGCGACGUCAUGCAGCACAUGCCACAGUUCAAGUACAUGCUGCGCUCCGGGCUGGCGGCCGACGACGCGCCGCAUCAGGCGCCGCGGCCCGCGCACAACGCCCAGCCGCAGCACCCCAAGCGGGCCAGGGCUAACUGACUUGUGGAUUAGUGUGUCAGUGCUUAGUGUAUAGUGCUCUCUCGAAACACAGUGUAUAACAAGGUCUCAAAGCAGUGCUAUAUACUGAAUUUAAUGCCAGUGGAUUUAAACUAGUGCUAUCCAGGCUCCCAUGGUUUAAACUCCAAUCAAUGCUGAAUAUUUGUGGAAUCAAUGCCAGAGGAUUUAACUUAGUGCUGUCGAGACCUGGAAUCCUGGACUUGAAUUAUUACUAUAUAUUUUUCACGUCUCUAAUUGACUUGGGCCAAAGUAUAUGCUUUAGAAAUCAGAGUUUAUCCAAAUUAGUGUUGCAACAUGUUUGUGUUGAAUCAAGCAUACCCAGGAAUAAGUGCUAUGUAUCUCUGAAUACAUUUAAUACAAUAUACUAGAGCCAAAUACCUUGACGCAUCUUACACGCUCUUUUUGAGUGGCGUGUUAAACAAUACAUCACUGGAUAUAGGAUAAUGGGCACUAUAGAGGAUAUAGAUAAGGAUUUGGGUUGGUAUUUUGACACUUUUGCAUGUUUAAAGUUGUUAAUCUUUUAAAAAGGAACCAGCCAUUCAUUGUACAUAUAUGACAAAAGGACUGUGGAAUAUAACAAAUCAGAAGUUUGACUGCUGGAAAACAAUUGUUGAAUAUUGAAAUGGUGUAAAGCAUUUACUGAGCCUCAUCAUUUAAUGAGUUUAUAAACACAUAGGAAGUGGAAGUGGGGAAUAACUAAACUGGAUGCAAAA
Molecule: messenger RNA, 3199 nt
Organism: Plodia interpunctella (Indianmeal moth)
Lineage: Eukaryota; Metazoa; Arthropoda; Insecta; Lepidoptera; Pyralidae
Exons: 7
Coding region: 543-2468 (641 amino acids)
Source: RefSeq, a predicted model, not a curated record